AUGGCUCACCACCCUAUGUUGCGCGACCUGCUCUUUCGGCUGCCACCCGCCACCGCAGUCCUGGUCCUCUCCACACUGUUCGCAACCACAGCAGAGGGACAUGCCUUGCCGCGCCAGACGACGACGGUGGAAUUCCAUGAGCUCAACGUCAUCGCGUGGCCGCCCGUCCCGACGGAAGCACCGCUCUCACCCUACGAACUGCUACGAAGGCAGGAAGACAAUACGGUAUGCGGUUUCAUUGGGGGCAAUUCCGGCCUCCCUGCCACAUGUUCGGCAGGGUCGCAUUGCGUGUUGGACACGAACAACAAUGUCAUGGGAUGUUGCCCGAACGGAGGAGCGUGCACAGCCGGAGUAUUCACGGGUUGCGUCGAUUAUAACAGCGGAGCGCAGACCGAGGUGAACCCCUACGUGUACACAUGUCAGGGAUCCGACGUGUGCUAUAAGAAUGAGUUCGGCGGUGGUAUAUUUCAAUACGGCUGUGGGACGUCUUCGGAUCUGGCGACUACAGUUGAGACUUCCGUGAGCGGCGUCAAUGCACUCGUACUGCCUGCUUCUUCCGUGGCCUUGACAGAGACUCCAACGUCACUAUCGGAGCCGACUUCGAUAAAUCCAAACACCGGAACACGGAGUUUCUCCAGCAUCUCAAAAAUCUCUUUAUCGUUCAAAUCCUCAUCGACGUCCGCUUCAGCAUCUGGCUCGUCAUCCACGUCCUCAGCCUCAUCAUCAAGCUCAUCGUCGACAAGCACAACGACUUCAUCUAGUUCAUCUUCGACUUCGUCUAGCUCCUCCUCGACUACCUCCUCCACGACUAGUUCUUCUGCGUCUGCAGCAGGCAGUUCUUCCAGUUCAACUACCAGCUCAGCGCCUACUGCGGCCCCCGCUACAGGAUCAAGUUUCGAUCGCACGGGGGCUAUUGUGGGAGGAACCAUCAGCGGCGUCGCCAUCUUGGUCGCUUUGAUCGCAAUCGUACUAUUCUACUUGAGAAAACGACGAAACAACCGGAAGGGACCAGGACCGCAACCCGCUGCGCCGCCAACAACGGAAUAUAUGAGUCCCAUGAGAUCCCAUGGCGCAGCAUUUGCACCUCUGCCGACUUGGCAAGAAGAGGAAGAGCCAGCGACGCCACAACCACGACUCAAUCAACCAUAUAGCAACCAACCAUACAGUGUAGCAGACCAGCCUGCCAAUAUGUACAACGAACCGCGCAGCGCACCAGAGCCGCCGGUCAAUACGUACAACCCGUACGAUAUGGGCGUGGCGCACUCGACGUUCGGCGGAGACCCAAGCGUGGCAGGGCCAGUGGGCUAUGACCCCGUGCACGUCGAAGGGGGAGGCGUGGGAGGCACGCCAAUCGCAGACACGUACACGCGAUCGGAUUCCCGCGAGAUCGACGAUUUCUCGCACGGCUACACAGCUGCACUCGGGCAUAUGCAGGAUGAAGACAGACAGCCCCUUACCGUCGUGAACCCAGACGACCACCACCACGACCAUGAUUAUGACCACGACGAGCGGCCGGGUAGUCCCAUCAGGAACUCGGACAGGCCAUUGUGGCAACAGAACCGACGGCAGAGUAGGAACCUCAUGUGGAUGUGA
Messenger RNA from Neoarthrinium moseri, 1593 nucleotides. RefSeq lists its product as uncharacterized. The record is from RefSeq and is a predicted model, not a curated record. The transcript is spliced from 2 exons. Lineage: Eukaryota; Fungi; Ascomycota; Sordariomycetes; Amphisphaeriales; Apiosporaceae. The coding region runs from base 1 to 1593 and encodes 530 amino acids.